AUGAGGGCAGAGCGCGAGAACUCGGAAGGGGCUCACAUUGGGUUACAAAAGGCACAAGUGGAAUUCCGUCACGCUUUGGGAAUCGAGGAGCAGUUUUGGAGUCAACAGACUCGUGUCAAAUGGCUCUCAAGUGGGGAUCGGAACUCUAAAUUCUUUUACGUGGCGGCUGGACAAAGAAGGAUGCAAGGUAUGAUUCAUAGAAUUAAAAUAGUGGAGGGAACUUGGGUAAAGGAUGAUGGGGACAUUGCCUCCGAGACUAUUCAGUUUUUCUCAGACUUGUAUUCCGAGUCUGUGUCACCCAGUUCUAAGUUGCUUCAGCUUAUCUCACCUAUACUUAUGCAGGAGGACAACCUGGCCCUGGAGGAUAUUCCUUCGAUGGAGGAAGCGAAACAUGUGAUACAUGCUAUGGAUAGGGACAGUACAGCGGGGCCAGAUGGCUUUACUGGUAAGUUCUUUACCUUUGCAUGGGAUAUUAUUGCCCAGGAUAUGUAUAAUGCUAUAGUGCUAUCGCGUAUCUUGUCUGAUAGAGUAGCAGCUUUGUUACCGAAAAUUAUCUUUCUCCAGCAGUCAGGGUUUGUCAGGGGCCGGAAUAUUACGGAGAAUUAUCUAUUAGCUCAGGAAGUUAUAGCAGGCAUUGGGAAAAAGUUGAGAGGGGAGAACGUAGUACUAAAGCUAGACAUGGCCAAGGCUUAUGACGGAGUUUCAUGGCUUCAUCUUACUAGGGUUUUGAGGAAGUUUGGCUUUGGCAAACACAUUAUUGAUAUGGUCUAG
Messenger RNA from Coffea arabica (coffee), 771 nucleotides. Lineage: Eukaryota; Viridiplantae; Streptophyta; Magnoliopsida; Gentianales; Rubiaceae. The record is from RefSeq and is a predicted model, not a curated record.